Messenger RNA from Culicoides brevitarsis, 927 nucleotides. RefSeq lists its product as uncharacterized. The record is from RefSeq and is a predicted model, not a curated record. Lineage: Eukaryota; Metazoa; Arthropoda; Insecta; Diptera; Ceratopogonidae. The coding region runs from base 1 to 927 and encodes 308 amino acids. The transcript is spliced from 5 exons.
AUGAGAGGAAAUUUAAUUUUUAUUGUUGCACUUUUGUGUGUGACAAUCAUCCACGGAGCCCCGCACAGAACGCCACGCGAUACUAGCGACGCCGAAGCAGAAAUUAGUCCCGUUAACAACAACGAGGACACCGCUGAAGGUUUAAACAGAGAAAAGCGAAAAUUAGUCGAGCCUGUACUUCAAAGCAAAAACGCCGUUCUCGGAUUCGUCUUCGGGAAAAUCAAUUCGCUCAUUGACUCGAAAACGAAAUUCAUUGAUACGCUGGACAAGCAAAACAUUGCGAAAAACAAGCAGCACAACAUCGAGAGUCCCAAGCCGAUCAACAACUUCCAAGACCUCAUUUCGGGCGUAAUUACGCCGAAAAUUACCGCAAUUACGGGCAAAAUCGGGAGUUUGAGUGGCGGCUUUUUGGGCGGAAGUUCAGGCGGCGGUUCGAGCGAUGGAAGCGGAAGCGGCGGCGGUUUGGGCAAUAUCGUAAGCAGCUUGUUGCGACUUAGCGGACCUUUGUUGGCAGGCGGAAGCGGGGGCUCGAGCGGAGGAGGCGCAAGUGCAGGCGCUGAUGCAAGUAAAUCGAACGCAGUGAAGGUCGCAGCUGCAGCCAGCGGUGCAAGUAGCGCUUACAGCGGAGCAAAAGCCAUCUUUUCUGGAAGUAGCGGAGGUCCUACGAGACAACCUUACAAGACAACAACUGAUGAUACGCCCGAUUUUGAUCGCAAUAAAGUCUCGUUGGUCGUUCCUGAUGAACUUUUUGGCAAUUCCUUCACUCUCGUAACAAACGUUUCGAAAUUAAUGGGAGAUUUUAUCAUGAAUUCCGCGCGACGGACCGCUGAUUUCUUUGUUGUGUUGCAGCCGAUACUCAAGAAAUCGCUUACCAUUGAAAAUCCGCCGCCAACAACGACAACCACAGAAUCGUCGAACGAUAUCUAA